Messenger RNA from Acaromyces ingoldii, 3717 nucleotides. RefSeq lists its product as hypothetical. The record is from RefSeq and is a predicted model, not a curated record. The transcript is spliced from 2 exons. Bases 1 to 3618 code for a protein of 1205 amino acids. Lineage: Eukaryota; Fungi; Basidiomycota; Exobasidiomycetes; Exobasidiales; Cryptobasidiaceae.
AUGGCGGCAGCAGCAGCAGCCAAGGGAUUCGAAGAGCCCCAGAGCGAGGCAGAGCGCGGCCAGCGGCUGGAGCAGCUCUACCGUGUCCUUGCCGACAUGUAUACGCAACCAUCGAGUGGCCCUGCAGGUCCUCCUGGGCCCGCAGGCACGCCUCUGAGAGCUGACAAAGGUGGUCGAAGCGAUGGUGCACCCAUCACGAUCAACUGGGCUGAGAGCGAGGAUGGGAGCGUGGCGAGCAGCCAAAGGAGCACAAGCAGCAGCAGUAGCAGCGGCGGCAUCAGCAGCGGCAGGAGCAACGAGAGCCGGGCACAACCUGCCACGAGCAGCACGACGCCCCGUCCGUCUCCCUUUACUGCUGCUUUUCCCCUGGGAAAGGAGACUGCCCCCUCGUCCCUGUCGUCUUCCUCCCACGAUCGGGAAGCGGAGCAGAGGAGACUGACUGUCAGGGCCAAGAUCGAGGCGAUGGGUCUCGACGACUUCUCAGACUACCACCGUCAGCUUGACGGUCUCUUUUCUACCUCCCCAUCCCUACCGCCGCCGAGCUGCAAGACUCCGCGGCGAGCCCCACCUCCGAUUCCACCGCGGCCUCGUGCGAUGGUGGCCGCAGGUAGUAGCACCAGUGCCACCUCUGGCCCAGUGGCAGGCACGCCACGGAGGCACACUUCCCCACCUCACAUGGUUCGCCCUACCGUGACGAAAAAGGCAGGAAGUGCAGCAGCAGCAGCUGAUCCUCUGCCUUUGGCUGACUUCUCGCCGCCUUCCUUUGACGAUUCCGAUCCCCGCUUUAAACGGAGACGCGGCCUUCUCGUACAGGGUGCGCACCCAAUCGACAGCCCACUGCGAGACAGGAGCGUGCUUCGGCACACGAUCGACGAUGAUGAUGAUGCUGCUGCGGAGGAAGAGGAGCAGGAGGGCGACGUGCUGUCGGAGCCCCGAGCGUCGUGCGACAGCGAUGCUUCGUCAGCGUCGCGAAGGCAGGCGCAAAAGGAGCAGAGGGCCCUCUUUGCAUCCUUUGCCGCUUCGCAUAGGACACAGCGCAUCGUCUCUUCUACCUCAUCCGCAUCACGGUACAGCCGGGUGAGCAGGGCAAGGAGCGCGAGCACCGACAGCGUGGCCAGCCAUACCGAGACGGAAGAGCAGGACGGGGACCAGGAGGAACAGGACGACGGCAGCCCCGUGAGGCACCAGAGGAGCAGUUCAGCACCGGGAUCGUCGUCGCCUCUCAAGUCCUCUUCGCUCGCCUAUCUCCAGCCGCUGGUCAGUGAGCACGAGGGUGCUCCAGAGGUAAGCCCUGCCGCGAGCACCGUCUCGCUCCAUUCGAAUGCCCCACCUCGUCCUGCGCGCCGCCUAGUCCCACCGCCGCGACUCACGCCGGCCCAGAUGCAGCUCCUCCAGUCGAUGCGGCCCAAGCAGCAACCACCACAGGAGGAGCGACAGCAAGCUGCACGCCCCGAGCCUCCUCAGCCACUGCUCCUCAGCAGUCGCCUGCCUGAACCACGACAACAAGAGCAGCAGCCUCCCUCGCAGCCCUUGCAGCCUGCCAGGCCGGAGCAGCAGACACUCCUUCUCCCCACCCGACCGAGCAUACUACAUGCGAAAUCCACUGCACCCAUGCAGCCGUCUCCGCCUGUCCCAGCCUCGGCCUCUUUUCCCGCCCAGGCUCGCUCACCUACUCUUGCGCGAAGAUCGCAAACGCUGCCAUACAUCACCUCGUCGCUACCAUCUGUGACACCCUCCUACCAGGUCACGUUCUCCUCAUCCUCACCACCUGAGCGAGGUCCGACGCUGACCGAAGCGCGCCAGCUCCUUUCGCAGCGCUUCCCCCAUCUCUGCGAGCCUGGUCUGACGCCCCGGCGAGGCAACGAGGAAGUUGUGGCGAAGCAACGGGCCGCGCUGCGUGAUGGCCUCCAGCUGACGUUCCGUGGCGAUGCAACCCACUCGCUCGUCAAGUUCUGGGCCAUCAUCGAGACCCGCCGCGCAACGUGGAAGCGCGUCGGCCGGGCUCCAUCCGGGGUGCAAGGAGCACAGUCGUCGCUGGGCCCGCUCCCGGAUCCGUGGGACGUGGCUGUCGACCGGAGGGGUCUGGACAUGGACGCCGUCGUGCAGGGCACCUCGCGCUGGCGGAGACAGAUGAACCUCUCGGCGUCGCCCACUGGCGACAUGGCGGGCUGCUGUCCCUCGUGCGAGGGCGAGGGCCGCCAGGCGUGCACAAAGUGCCACGGCGCACCGUCGACGGACGCCUGCUGGUGGUGCCGCGGUGGUAGCGGUGGCAGUAGCGGUGGCGGGGGUGGUAGCAAAUCGGCCUCCUCGUCGUGCCGGCAGUGCCAAGGAAAGGGCGUGCUCGACUGCAAGGCCUGCUCGGGCAAUCUCAAGGUCGACUGUCCCACCUGCCAGGGCGAGGGGCACGCGACGUUUGUCGUCGUGCUCGACGUGCGCGUGUGCCGUGUUGACUUCUCGCCCGUGGCGCUCUCCGACCUGCUCCUCUCUCACUCGCCCUCGGCCACGACAACGGCACUCAACGGGACGAUGGACAAUGCAGCCCACCGCGUGCGCAACCUGGCCGUGACGAAGCUCCGGAGACUCGUCGCGCAGCUCCUCAAUGCCUCGUCGUCUGCGGCCUCUUCGCAGUCGAAUGCUAGUUCCAAAUCGAGCACGGCACUCUCGGCCAGAGCGCUGAGGGCACACUGUCACUGGCAGCGCACCAAGUCGAAUCUCGUCGAGGUCCGGCAGGGCGGGGCGGCAGCAAAGUACAGAAAGCCCACGGCGUACUUUGUGCUCCCGCUCGAUGACGACCUCGUUCCGGCCCAGCUGUCCAAGGAAGAGUUCGAGCGGAGCGUCAGGAGGCUCAACGAUCUCGUCGAAGAAGAAGAGGAAGAAGAAGAAGAAGAAGGACAGGGAGGAGUCGUUGUUGUAGACGAGGGCAACGCAGCUGAUCAGCAAGAUCAUCGCCAGCACCAGCACCAGCAUCAGCAUCGGGAAGAGGAGCAGGAGGAGCAAGAAACGGCAGAGCUGUGGAAGCCCCAUAGCCAGUUCAAGCCGUCUGAGGAGGUGCACAGAAAGGCUGGCCCCGAAGGAGAGGAAGAAGCUGUGUCGGCUACCUCAUCCGACGACAAGAGCUCCGAGCCACGACAAGAGGAAGAGCAGCAAGUCAGUGAAGAAGAUGAAGUCUCACCACGAAGCGAGCUGUCAACCCUACCCACAACGCCUGCCGACUCGUUCGCACCGCUUGCUGCCACCGAGGAUGAAGACAAUGAAGGAGACUCUUCCCUUCAAAGGCUCUAUCUCCCCACGCUCUCCCUCUCGACUUCGACAGAUGGCGGCGAUGCCUUCCCAUUCCUUCUCGACGAUGACCGACUUGCACCAUUCAUUGUUGAGGAGAAUUUGGCCCAAGAGAAGAAGAAGCCAGCGCCUCCUCUUCCUAUCAGCAGGAGCGGCCCGAUCCCAGCGACAAAGGUGCUUCCCGCAGAGAAGACUGUAAAAACACCAACGGUCAAGCUGACUCAGAGCAAGCAUGAAAAGCCGCAUUCGAACAUGUCGGCUUCCACAUCAUUGGAAGCCCUCAUGCCACGGAGGAAGCUGCUCGAGGACAUGCUCGAGGAGCUCGAAUCUUGGUCUUGAUUCUCGACCCACCCACCCGCUCGUUGCCUCUUUAUAUCAUCAAUUAUCACACUCACAAAUCUACACACACAUAUCUGCUACACACAUAUCUUCUGCACA